Messenger RNA from Quercus robur (English oak), 3539 nucleotides. Its product is annotated as leucine-rich repeat receptor protein kinase HPCA1-like. Lineage: Eukaryota; Viridiplantae; Streptophyta; Magnoliopsida; Fagales; Fagaceae. Gene Ontology annotation, biological process: protein phosphorylation. The coding region runs from base 528 to 3380 and encodes 950 amino acids. The transcript has 21 exons. Gene Ontology annotation, molecular function: protein binding; protein kinase activity; ATP binding. The record is from RefSeq and is a predicted model, not a curated record.
GUAGUCACGUCACCUUCAGACCGUUGGAACUCUCUCUUCCUUUGGCUAAUCUUGGCUUAGUAACGAGUUUUACACUACCUUUUUCCUCAGUUUUUGCUCUCUUCCUUCAGAUGCCAUUACUCCAAAUCCAACUUCCCCAUUCACUCAUCUCACCCACCUCUCUGAACCAACAUUCACUUCCUUUAAUUUUUCUUUUCCCAGCCUUUAUAUCAAACACCAGUGGUUCAGUUCAUCUUAAUCUCACGCGUGAAAAAAUCUUUUGAGAGAAGAACCCAUCCCAGCGAAGACCCAGCACCACUGACAAGGCCCUCUCUCACCAGCGCUGAAAUCGGUCAGUUCAUCAGCUCCGAACUCUGCCUAGGUGCUGUGUUUUGAUUUUAAUUGUGAAUUCUUGAAACUCCCACCAUUGACUUGGCCGUAUCGAGAGUUGAUUACUGGGAUUAUAUUAUAUGGGUGCAGCAUCCUGAAACUUCUAAGGAUUUUCUUACCAACUUUAGAAUUGUGGGGUUUGAAGCUUAUUGUUCUUGAUGAUGGGUCAAUGGAGUAAGGUGUUAGUGUUGCUUCUAUUCAUUCAAUUCUCGGUUAUAGCAGCGGUUACAAACGGUUUAGACUCUACUGCUUUACAGUCUCUCACAGCUAACUGGAUGAACACUCCCUCCAAUUGGGUGGGUUCUGAUCCCUGUGGUGGCCUUUGGGUAGGAAUUGAGUGCAACAAUUCACGUGUGACUGCCAUAAUGUUAUCAAACAUUAAUGUGACGGGUCAGCUAUCAGGAGAUAUCGGGUCAUUUUCUGAGUUACAGACUUUGGAUCUGUCUUUCAACACGAACCUAACAGGAACACUUCCACAAGAAAUUGGGAAUUUGAAGAAGCUACAAACCUUAAGCCUGAUGGGUUGCAGUUUCACUGGCCCUAUUCCAAGCACAAUAGGUUCUUUACAGCAGCUAAUCUCUUUAUCUUUGAAUUCUAAUAAAUUCACUGGACAAAUUCCAAAUUCCAUUGGCACUCUAUCCAACCUUUAUUAUUUGGACCUUACUGGCAACCAGCUUGAAGGAUCCAUCCCAGUCUCUGAUGGGAAUGGGACUAAAUCUGGUCUUGAUAUGUUACUUCACACGAGGCACUUUCAUCUUGGAAACAAUAAGCUGUCGGGCACAAUUCCACCUAAACUUUUCAACCCAAAUAUGACUCUCAUACAUGUGCUUUUUGACAGCAAUAAUUUAACUGGUAGCAUCCCUUCCACACUUGGACUAGUGCAGACUUUGCAGAUGGUACGCUUUGAUCGGAAUGCAUUAAAUGGGCUACCUUCAAAUCUCAAUAUUCUUACAAAUGUUAUCGAGCUGUCCUUGUCCAACAACAACCUGAAUGGCCCUAUGGCCAACCUUACUGGCAUGAACUCCCUCAGCUAUUUGGAUAUGAGCAACAAUAGUUUCACUGUUUCUGAUGUUCCUCCUUGGAUUGCUUCCUUACCGAUAUUGACAACAUUAAUGAUGGAAAAUACACAACUUCAAGGACAAGUUCCAGUUGACCUAUUCAGCCUUCCUGAUUUACAGAAAGUGGUACUAAGGAACAACCGUUUCAAUGGCACCUUGGAUAUCAAUACCACAAAUAGCAACCAAUUGCAACUUAUUGAUUUGCGGAACAAUUACAUAAGUAAUGUUGCACAAAUUCCUGGAGGAAACAUUACGAUAUUACUUGAAGGUAACACAGUAUGUGACAAAACAGAUCAAGUGACAAAGAGUUACUGCCCAGCUUCUACACCAAAUUCCUCAUAUUUUCCACCACCACAUAACUGUAUGCAAAUUUCCUGCAAUUCAAAUCAGGUUGCCAGCCCAAACUGUGAAUGUGUGUAUCCAUACGAGGGCAUAAUAGUCUUCAGAGGUCUUGCUUCCUUUGACUUGGAAAACACAACUUACUAUGCAAAACUUGAGAAGUCUCUCAUGGAAACUCUUCAGUCCUUUGCACUUCCUGUGGAGUCAGUUUCUCUAAGUAAUCCCACUGUGAAUUCAUAUGGGAACAUUGAACUGAGUCUUGAAGUUUUCCCAUCUGGUCAGAAAUGUUUCAAUCAAACAGCAAUUACAAUGGUUGGAUUUGCACUUAACAAUCUGUCUUUCUACCCUCCACCAAGUUUUGGACCCUUCUAUCUUAUGGCCUUUACGUAUGUGAAUUGUGCAGCAGCAUUGAACAAAAGCAGUGGCAUUAUAAUUGGAGUAGCAGUUGGUGGGUCUGUCCUUUUGUUAUUAGUAGUCCUUGCAGUAGUUUAUGCUUUCCACCAAAAGAAAAUAGCAGAAAGAGCUAGUGAACAGAACAAUCCUUUUGCACAUUGGGAUCAAAAUAUGGGAAAUGGUAGUGCUCCUCAGUUACAAGCAGCCAAGCGGUUCUCUUUUGAAGAGCUUAAGGAAUACACCAACAAUUUUUCAGAAGCAAAUAGUAUUGGAUCUGGGGGUUAUGGGAAGGUUUAUCGAGGAACUCUUCCCACUGGGCAACUGAUUGCCAUCAAACGAGCUCAAAGUGAUUCUACACAAGGUGGGCUUGAGUUCAAAACUGAAAUUGAACUUCUAUCACGGGUCCAUCACAAGAAUCUUGUCAGCCUUCUGGGGUUUUGUUUUGAGCAAGGUGAACAAAUGCUGGUGUAUGAGUAUAUUCCAAAUGGUACUCUAAUGGGUAGUGUUUCAGGGAAGUCAGGAAUCAGGUUGGAUUGGAUGGGAAGACUUAAAGUAACCCUUGGUGCGGCCAGGGGCUUGGUCUAUCUGCAUGAACAUGCAAAUCCUCCCAUCAUACAUAGGGACAUCAAAUCAAACAACAUCCUACUGGAUGAAAGUUUUAAUGCAAAAGUUGCCGAUUUUGGUCUCUCCAAGUCUGAGUUUGAUAGUGAAAGGAAUUCUGUCACCACUCAAGUUAAAGGAACAUUGGGCUACUUGGAUCCUGAAUAUUACAUGACCCAACAAUUGACUAAGAAGAGUGACGUCUAUAGCUUUGGAGUGGUCAUGUUGGAGCUAAUAACUGCAAGAAAGCCAAUACAGCGAGGGAAGUAUAUUGUGGUAGAAGUAAGGAAUGCAAUCAAUAAGUCAAAGGAUUUAUACAAUCUUCAUGAAAUUCUUGAUCCAUUCAUUGGUUUGGGAAAAAAUCUUGAAGGCUUAGAAGAGUUUGUGGAUUUAGCAAUGAGGUGUGUGGCAGACUCAGGAGACAGAAGGCCUACAAUGGAUGAGGUUGUUAAAGAAAUUGAGAACAUUAUGAAGCUUUCUGGGAUGAACCCCAGUGCUGAUUCCGAACCCACUACCGCAAAUUAUUAUGAAGCCAGUAGGAGCAGUUCUCAUCACUCGUCUAGCAAUGAUGUAUUUGGUUAUAGUGGGUCCUUCCCUUCUUCUUCAAUAGAGCUUAUGUGAAUAUGAUUUUACAAUUCAGAAUGCUAAACUUGGAAUCAAUAAGUUUUUUCCCUGUACCACACUUUGGGUAGAACAUGCAAUUUGUCUUGAAACCUCUAAUACUUAUAUCCUCUGGCAAAGAGCUGGAACAGUUUUUGAAAUGAAUUCCCUUUUUUGGUC